Messenger RNA from Coffea eugenioides, 804 nucleotides. RefSeq names its product cysteine-rich receptor-like protein kinase 10. The transcript has 5 exons. The record is from RefSeq and is a predicted model, not a curated record. NCBI's taxonomy places the organism in Eukaryota, Viridiplantae, Streptophyta, Magnoliopsida, Gentianales, Rubiaceae. Gene Ontology annotation, molecular function: ATP binding; protein kinase activity. Gene Ontology annotation, biological process: protein phosphorylation. The annotation marks the transcript as partial.
AUGGCUUUAGUUUUCCUGAAAAGAAGAUUGCGGAAGAGUUAUGUUGCUAUGGCACUGGAAACAAGUGGUAAAUGUAUUUGCUUAUUUGCUGAUAUCUUCACUGCCGAAUCUUUACAGUAUAGCUUAACUGAAAUUCAAAUUGCCACAAAUAACUUCUCUGUGGAUAACAAAAUUGGCGAAGGUGGAUUUGGUCGUGUAUACAAGGGUGUACUUGGUAAUGGACAAGAAAUAGCUGUUAAAAGGCUGUCAAGGAGCUCAGUGCAAGGUGCAGAAGAAUUUAAAAAUGAAAUUGUAGUAGUUGCAAAGCUUCAACACAGAAAUCUAGUUCGGCUAUUGGGAUUUUGCCUGGAAGGAGAAGAAAAGAUACUCAUCUAUGAAUUUGUUGCCAACAAAAGCCUUGACUACUUUCUCUUUGAUCCAGAAAAUAAACGAUCAUUGAACUGGCCAAGACGUUACAAUAUCAUUGGAGGUAUAGCAAAAGGACUCCUUUAUCUACAUGAGGAUUCUCGUCUAAGAAUUGUUCAUCGCGAUCUCAAAGUAAGUAAUAUAUUAUUGGAUGGAAAUAUGAGCCCAAAGAUAGCAGAUUUUGGCAUGGCAAAGAUUUGUGGAGUUGAUCAAUAUGAAGGAAACACGAAUAGAAUUGCUGGGACAGUUGGUUAUAUGGCUCCUGAAUACACAAGGUGGGGUCAGUUCUCACUAAAAUCAGACGUAUUUAGUUUUGGGGUUGUAAUUUUGGAAAUUGUCACGGGCAAGAAGAGCAGUGACUUCCAUCAAUCUAGAGAUUCCGAAGACCUUCUAAGCUAU